Anthonomus grandis grandis is the source of this 968-nucleotide messenger RNA. Its product is annotated as methylosome subunit pICln-like. The record is from RefSeq and is a predicted model, not a curated record. Gene Ontology annotation, cellular component: pICln-Sm protein complex; spliceosomal complex; methylosome. The transcript is spliced from 5 exons. Lineage: Eukaryota; Metazoa; Arthropoda; Insecta; Coleoptera; Curculionidae. Bases 130 to 762 code for a protein of 210 amino acids. Gene Ontology annotation, biological process: spliceosomal snRNP assembly; chloride transport; mRNA cis splicing, via spliceosome.
AUAACUGUCACUUGUCCUUAAAAACAUUCCCUUUAAAAAUUAGCAAAUAUCAACAAAAGUAGUGAUUUACCGAAAUUAAUAAUUGCUCUAGGCUAAAAUACUCAAAGAAAUCAAUAAAACCCAAUUAAAAUGGUUAUCGCAAACUGUUUUAGAUACCCGGAAUCUAACAUCAAGUUCGAGCAGAGGAAUAUUAGGGCAGUAUUAGAUAAAAAAGAUCUGGGGUUAGGGACCCUAUUUGUUAGUGAGAGGACACUGUGUUGGCAAGAGAAAGACAAUGCAGGCUUCUCUGUAGAGUAUCAAGACAUCUCACUACAUGCCAUUUCGAAAGAUGAAAAUGUCUAUCCUAAAGAGUGUAUCUACUUGAUGUUAGAUGGUAAACUUACAAUGCCUGGAGAUGCAUCUCAAAAUUUAAACCACAAUGAUGAAGAUGAUGAUAGUGAUGCCGAAUCAGAACAUGAAGUAACUGAAUUGAUUUUGGUUCCUAGUGAUGAAAAUGAGACUGCUGUCUCCAGUAUUUAUGAUGCGAUCAAAGUUUGUCAGGAAUUGAAUCCAGAUCCAGAAGAUAUGGAUGAGGAUGAUGAUAAUUUGUAUGCAGAUGCAGAAGAUGAGUUGGAAGAAGAGGGCCAUUAUGUUAUCCAAAAUAGAGGGGCUGGAGAUGCUGAUAUUGAUGAUAUAUCCAGAAGAAUCGAAGAAAAUUCUUUUGGAAAUGGAGAUUACCUAGAAAAUGGUAAUGAAGAUGAUGAGUUUCAAGAUGCUGACUAAGCAUACAAUGUACUGAAUUUUCUAUAUUAUAUUUGAGUUUUUAUUGAAUAAUGCUAGAAGUUAUUGCAACUUUUAGAUAUAGAAAUGCUUGUUUUGUCUUAAAUUGUUUUGUAUGUUACGAAUAUAAUAGUCCUAAUGAUAAAUAUUCCAAUAAAUUAGCUGCUUUUUUAUAAGUUAUUUUUUUGAAUAAAGUUUUCUUUUGGUAA